AUGGCAAAGACACUCUCAGUCGCGCCGAAGCAGCCGCAGAGCUGCGCAGCUCUGCUUGAGAAGCUGUCGUCCGUCCUUCCUAAGGGCCACCAAUUCGGCAUCUACCACCUCUCAACACCCCCGACCAAGACCGAUGCGCUCUGUCAUCCUCCACCCGACCAGAGGCCAGACAGAACAUACUGCGAAAACCAUUUCCUCGCCGUCACGAUCAAGUCCGAGUCCAAGCCGUCCAGCUCCGAGCCGCACGCUGAUUGGCGCCCUGUGAUCGUCCUCGCCCUCGAAAUCUUCAUCUUCACCACCGCCUACUCGAGCAUUUUCUUCGUAUCAAAGGCCGACUCUACCGGCUACCUCCACCUCCUGAAUCUCCCCAAGGGCACACCAUCUCCGAUCCGCGAGGUCAGCUCCGCCUUCCUCGCCUACCUCAUCGACAAGCGCCGUCGCAAAGGCAUCCAGACCACCGUCAACCUUUUCGCUCGAGCGCAAGAUCAGUACCUCUUCCCAGGCAGCAUUAAGAAUGGCGGGAAGCACGUGCUGGACGACAGGGGCCUCGUCAAGUGGUGGUGCCGGGUGCUGGACCCUCUGCUCGAAGAGCAGCAGCAGAAGCAAGGCUCGCCGUGGCAGGUAGUUAAGGGCUACCUGCUCAUCCCGGGCCUCGAUCAUUACGAGACACGAGCUUUCAUACCGCGCACGGCGACCAGCGCGGCCAACUGGGUUCUCGGCCACCCCCUCGAGAAGAUCUCUCACUAUUGCCAGGAGUACGACUGGGUACCUCCGCGAUGCCUGAUCCCCAAGUACCCCGACGAUCCCAAAUCGCGAUAUCGUGAUGAGCUGGACGAGGAGGCGUCGAACAAGGAGCAGAACAGCGGGGCUUGGAGGAGCGUCAAGACUUUGGAACAGUUCUGGGAAAUGAUGUCCUUUCGACAAGAGUGCUCGAGCGGCCGGAUGACGGGUUUCAUCUGGGUUGUAUUUGAUCCAAAAGAUGCUGAGGUCAACAGAGGACGUGUUGGGGGAACGCCUAUGCCCAAUGGAACUCCGGAUCAAGCACCACCAGGCACGCCAUCGAGAAACCGACAUGCGCUCAGCUCCGCGACACCAAAGUCCAGUCCCAAGAAGACGUUUGGAUCUCCAUCCAAGCAGGCGGACCUUGGCAGGGUAGAACAAAAGAAGAAAGCAAAGGAUAAGAAGAAGAAAAAAAAGAUCCUGAAAGGUCCAAUCAUACCUCGGCAACCGCGCAUCAAGACCCGGCAGCGCAACUACCUCGUCGACCGCCCGGUCUCGUCAGCAUACUACUACUGGCCCGCCGAGGGCCGAGGCCAGAAGAUCGUGGACGAAUCCGACUACAAGCGGUGCACAGAGCUGCUCCUAAGGCUUGACUUUGCCACGCUGGACAAGGCGGCUGGGAGCACGAGGCGCUGGAUCGAGGAGGUUGGCAUGGGGUCGCAGUGGGGGCUCGACGUGCAAGGGAAGAUGGAGAUGCCUCCGGCCGCGCAGGGCAGCGGUACUGCCGCAGGUGUGGUCAACAACCUGUCUGGACUGGUGAGGAAGAAACCCAUUGAGGGCAGUGAAGGACAAGGUCAAAACGGCGCUGGCGUGAAUAUGCUUGGUGCGGGACUCGUCAGAAAGAAGAGAAAGGAGAGCACUGACGGGGCUGAGCCAAACACUGAUGGCUCGUCCCAUCCCGCCCCGUCCACAGCUGAGGAACCAAAGGUGAACAUGCUUGGUGCUGGGAUGGUCCGGAAGAAACCCAAGUUGGCAUAG
Molecule: messenger RNA, 1758 nt
Organism: Thyridium curvatum
Lineage: Eukaryota; Fungi; Ascomycota; Sordariomycetes; Thyridiales; Thyridiaceae
Exons: 1
Coding region: 1-1758 (585 amino acids)
Biological process (GO): DNA damage response
Cellular component (GO): nucleus
Molecular function (GO): histone H3K56 acetyltransferase activity
Source: RefSeq, a predicted model, not a curated record